This is a messenger RNA of Moneuplotes crassus, 625 nucleotides long. Lineage: Eukaryota; Ciliophora; Spirotrichea; Euplotida; Euplotidae. The record is from the annotation of a GenBank genome assembly.
UUUGUUGCUAAAAUGGCUUUUAAGCAUCGAAGAAAAAGUUUUGAGAAUACCUGUCCUUCUCUUCUAAAGACGAAUAUUAAAGAACGGUACUGUGAAAGAAGGUACAAGGAAUACCUGAUGGAUCCUGAUGAAGAUGAACAAGAUAAAGACGAAGAAGAAUAUAGUGGAGAUCUUGACCAUAUUUUAGAUGAUGAAGACUCAGAUAAAGAGUUUCAAAUACUACAAUCUUCAAAAUUGUCCAUGGUCUCAAAAAUAAAAUCUCAUGCUUUGAAUAUUUUAAAUAACAAUAGAUUCUUACUCUCAAGACAAGAAAUAAUGAGUAUUCCAUUAUAUAAAAACUUCGUAAAUAAAGGUAUUGCUGAAAUUUGAGAGGAGGAAAAGGAAGAAUCUUCUCCAUCACCAAAAGCUUCCGCUCUCCCUUGCCAAGUGUUCUAUCCAGAGAUAACAGAUGCUCCUGAUUGCUUGAAACUGAAAUAACAAACGUAGAAGGAUGAAGAGAAAACUUAGAAGGCUCAAAGUGAUUGACUGCCUUAGUGAUACUAACGCAUAAUAGUACUCCUGUAGGGUUUUUCCGAUACCCUGGUGAAUUCAACUUCAGCUAUUUUUACUAAUUCAAUUGAAUUUU